This is a messenger RNA of Anneissia japonica, 7160 nucleotides long. RefSeq lists its product as uncharacterized. Lineage: Eukaryota; Metazoa; Echinodermata; Crinoidea; Comatulida; Comatulidae. The coding region runs from base 1159 to 4725 and encodes 1188 amino acids. Gene Ontology annotation, molecular function: metal ion binding. The record is from RefSeq and is a predicted model, not a curated record. The transcript is spliced from 7 exons.
AAUUUAAUUUUAGAUUUCCAUGGUGUGAUUUUAUGAUGCCUAUAUUAGGAGGAAGCAUUUCAUGCAAAAUGUUUAACUUGCAUUGUAAGACCUUUUCAACUCCUUUCUUUAUGACCUGCCUCCCCCAUGGCAGUUGGUACUGUAAUAAUAAUAAUAUUCAUGAUGUUUUAAAUGUAAUCUCAUAGUAAUGAGUGCAAUUAAUUUCUCCAGUGUCGAAUGAGACUUAAAAUCAACCAGUGGCAGAUCCAGGAAUUCACAAUAGACGGGGCCCAGGGAGGUACAGUACUUUAACAUAUGGAGGAUCUAUACCACCUCAGUCCCACCAUGGUUGGGGCUGAGGUAAGAAACUUUGUGAUUAAGGCACCAUAUAAGACAGAAGACGGUUCCCCAAUUCAUUUAAAAUUAUGUUAUUUAUAUAGGAGUUCCCUUCUCGCUACACCCCCUCCUGCAAAUAUCUGGACCCGGCCAUUUUGCAAGUGUCUCUAAACAUGCUUGUUGUCACACAAAUGGCUGUUUUUUCAUAUGUUUAUGCUGUCGUUUUAUGGGAUCUUAGCAACAGUAUCCAAGGGUUACGGCUUGAAAAAUGAUAGUACUGUAUGUACUUGAAGAUUAUGUACAUAGUAAAUAAUAUAAAGUUCUAUUUUCUUAACUGCCAAAAUUCUGUAAUAUUGCAGGAAUUCCUACUUUCUAAUUGUAACUACACUAUACAACUGAAUAAUGAGACCCCUCUAGACAUUUUUUGUCAAUGUUUAUUUUUAAACCUGUAAGCUGGUAGUAAUGAGGGUAAUUCCCUUAUGAUUUGUUUACAACUUGUUUGGAGUAAUAAAUUUGGCAUUAUGAAUAUAGAGUAUUCGCCUUUAUAUAAUAGAAACCUAUUAGUAAUCACUGCAUUGCAUCCUUGGUAUUCAUAUAAGACAUGAUGUUAGUUCUAUCCGGAACCAGUGAAAAAUGGUGUACUGGUUGGGUUACAGCAAUUGUCAACUAGGCAGUUAAGUUAAGGAGUGUGGUAUUGAGGGCUUGGUGGAGGAGCUAUGCCAAAAGUUGCAAAAACUACAAGAUGAACAAAGCAAGCAAGAAAUUGGGAACGGGAAUGGAAAGAAAACACAAAUAAAGAAAAAAGAAAACCAAAAAAACAGUGCAAAAGAAGAAAACAAAGCAAUGAAGUAUUUUGAAGCAUUCCCUCCCUUGCACACAGCAACCCAUGACGGGGAACUAAAUGAAAGUUUUUACAAGAAAAAUAAGAAGAAAAAAUCCCCAACUUUUGCAGAAAAGUUAUCGAAAAAAGAUGAAAACUUAGUGAAAAGUAAAUCAGCUUCCGUGUCGCGUCAUAGUAAUUCACCUGUUCAGUCUAGUCUCCAAAGGCCCAAAAGUUUACCGAACGUUUCCACCAGAAUCAUAAACAGAGGUAGUUCUGAUUAUCCUAAAGACCAACAACAGAGCACUGUGAAACCAAGAAGGAAGCCAAGGAAUGAUAAAAAUAGCAGCAGAGAAUCGAAGACAAAUAAAACAAGUUCUCCAGUUAAGGCAGAGCGAAAACAACCCAAGAAAGUUGAGUUACUGAAGCAGGAUGUUGAUACACCUUAUGAAUCUGAUGCAGAGGAUGUCAGCUGGUACAUUGAUCCAGUCAUGAAUGUCUUCACUACAACAUCAGAGAAAAGUAAGUUUGAGACAGUCUAUCGCUCUGAGGGCACAAGUCCAGUGUUGGAUGGAUCCCCGGAUGAUAGCACCUUGGAGGAUGCUGUCAGCUCAAUUACGGAAAGUUUAUGCAAGGAGAUUAUAGAUGAGAUGGCUAUGUUAGACGACCUUCCUGUGGAUGGAAAACAGGAAUGUCCUGGCUUGGAAAAUUUUGGAGACGUUUUACUGAAUCCGGUUGGCAAGGCAAGGAAUUUUAAGUGCAAUACAUUACCAAGGAUUGGAUCUAAAGGUUUUGGUGAUGUUCCCAGGCCAUUGAGUUUUAUAAUGGAUGACAACCUGGGUUUCGUAAUACCAGGUAGUAGCAAUAUGGAUGAAGAAGAUGGAAGUGGUAAGGAUGACGACAGCUCACAAAUGAAAGAGCUGCUCGGAUCGAAGUCCCACUUAGCAGACAUAUGGAAGUCCGAAGAACCCAAGGUUACCAAUCCCUGGAAUACCGACAGCAACUGUGAGGCUUCAUUAGGGGAUGAAAAAAGUGUAACAUCUCUAAGAGUUUUCACUGGAGCUCAUGAAAAUGUCGAAGACGAUGCAAGAUCAAAUAGGUCAUUUGUAUCAGACUCAUUAUCCGAUAGCCUACUCCAGAUUUGUGAUCAUAAGCAUGAUCACGAACAUGUGAAAAUGUCAAUGGCACUAGUAGCAUGCAACCCUACACAUACACAGCAGCAUUGGUCUCAAGCUGAUUAUUCUACCAACUUCAUGCACUACUCAUCAGAAGAUGAAAACGGGGUGGCGUUUGUUACACAUCCCACGCAGGAUGCCUAUCAAGCUACUGGUGCCUUGAAGUGUGGUUAUCAACAUGUUCAACAGCCUGGUAGAGAUGUAAACAAUGCCCUGUGGUCCACGUACGAUAUGCAGGAGUCUUGCGUACCCCCGCCAAAAAUCGUGACAUGGGAUUGCAGCCAACAGGGUGUUGGACUGAGUAAGUUUAUGAAGAAAGCGAAAUUCAUCGAGGGCGGUGUUUAUGGCAGCCCUUAUUCUAGUCAUAAUAACAGCCAGUUGAAUAGUGUAUGCAGUAGCAGGACAGAAAGUCCAUACGAUGACAGUCUGCGUGACCUUUGGGAAACUUCGUUCAAUGAGGAAGUGCAGCUGGACUCUAAGCUCCUGCAUCACGCUGUUAUCACUCGUCAACACAUUUCUCAGCUGCAGAGGAAAUCAAGUAGUGUUAGUUCUAUUUCGUCAUCACGGCGAAACUCUGCUCUCGACUACAACAGUGACACAGGAGCAUUCUGUGAUGAUGCUGGCAUAGACAGCCCAGUGUUUGUUACUUCAAGAAGAAACUCAUCUCGGUUCGACUUUGCCCGAUCCGGUGGAUAUGUCGAAGAUGAUGGCAACUCGGAACUGCAUCCUGGUGAUAGUCACCAAGAACUAUUCGAUGAGGUUAUGAAGGAAACAGAAGAUAUUUUGGAACUUACACAAAGUUUAAAGACGGCUUGUACCGUCAACUCUGAGACAAACGAACAAGUAUCGUUUGAACAAGAUAUAAAGGAUGUUGAGGAGACUGAGUGUGACUUCAUUCCAUGGUGUCCUUCGACAACACAAAAGACAGAAAGCGCUAGUGAUUCAGAGAGCUUAUGUGGCAGUCUAACAACCAUUAAGCCUGCUAUUACAAAACCAGAACCAAUUAGGAAUUUGAAGAGCCAACCUAUUGGUUUUGGCAGUAGUUAUGAUAAACACAGAUCCACCAUGAGCCCUCAUGAACAGAGCCGCAGGGAAAUUGAAGAUCUGUUGAUUUCACCGAAAACACAUUUUCGUCCGAUCAGGGAGAGUUUCUCUUCUGAAGAUUCACCUGUGGCCAGAGAUGAGAACUUCAACAGUGAGCAAUAUAUUACUGCUGACAAAGGCAGCACACUUGUGCAAUCAUUUGAAGGAUUACAAUUCUCCACAUCAACACCUUCUAGGUCUACAUCAAAUAAACACAGGCUAUCAAUGGAUUGCACUAAACGAUACUUAGAAAAAAUUGGCAAAUGGGAUUUGUCGGAAGCAGGAUACCUCUCUGAUGGAAAUCAACCAAGAACUUUGUAUCCCAAAAAACAAAAUCGUUAUUUCCAAAAGGAGCAAGCAAAGGAAUUUGAUAAUAUCUCCGCAUCAUUUCCGACGCACUUUCUGCAACAAACGCCUCCUUAUUUAACUGGUGCAGAAUACAUGAGUGAAGUCUUUGAUAUUCAGAAGGAAGAUCAAAAAGAUCUUCCUUGUCUGUGUGGUAAAGCAUCCACUGAAGGUCCAGUUAAUGUUGUGGAUAUUGGGCAACCAUGCCCAAGACAUGCUAGGUGGUUCCAGACAUGUGCAGGAGGUGGAGAGGACAGUGACAGUGCAACAUAUGGGUUUAGCACUGGAGGUGAAUAUGAUCCAACUGUGAACAUGGACUACGAUCAACAGAUAUUUCCUUAUGAAGAUGAUGUUUUUGUACGCCACAUGGAAGAAAAUAAGAUGCCUAAGAAAGUGGUCUUCUCAUGUGAUUUAGAAGAGAAGUGGCUGCAAGAAAGUGAGCAAGCAACAAAUGGGCAUGGAUACAAGAAGAAACCAAAAACAAAGAACAGGCUCCAGCCUAAGCCUUGUAGCUUUUUCUUGGAGGGAAAGUGCCGGAAACUUGAUUGCCGUUUUUCUCAUGAUCUGAGCACCAUUACGUGUCGCUUCUGGGAGGAGUCCACCUGCUUUAAAGGGGAUGACUGCCCAUUCCUUCAUGAUUAUCCAAGUGAGCAGGCCUGUAACGUUAGUGGAGAGGCUGAAAAAUUUGUUCCAGCCCCAAAAAGUCAUCCAGUGAAAGAAACCCAGACACAUCCUAUUCCAACAUUAAAGAAUGAAUCAUCACUUAUCAAGAAAGGUAUCUUUGCAUGGAGGAAGAAACCAAAGUUAAUAAGGAGCAGCAGCCAUGGAAACAGUAGUGCAAGGCAAUCAAGGACAUCUUCAUCAUCAUCAGCCUCAUCAUCCUCCAAAAUGGCAACCUCAUCUAGUCAACCUAUACCUGUUGUCAAGGCAACAGAGAGAAGUAAUUUUAAGUCUUUACCAAUUAAUAUUAAGGCCAAACCUAGGUAACAAAGGCUUAAAUUAGGUGAAAUAUUUUAUAAUUUUUUUUUUAUAAUAAAUAUAUAAAUAUAUACAUAUGAAACUUUAAUUUAUUUAUUAUUGAUUUAAGGGUAUAGAUUGAUUGCAGGGAUUGGUGAGUGUAAAAGAUGUGUAUCUUGGAUGAAUGAAUAUGUCAUAUGCCUCUUUCAUAAUUGAAAAAGUUAUAUUGAUGUUUUACAACUGGAUAUUAGAAUCAAAUAUCCCUUUGUUACAAUCUAAUUUUCAAAGUUUCUAUGUACAAUUUUUUUUUUCUAACCCCAGAUGCCUAUGUAGGACGAUUUAAAACAUUCAUUUUUUUAAUUUUGUAUAAAUUUUUUUUUUAAUAGUAAGUCAUUGAAAGAUAUAAAUUUUUUUUACUAGUAAGUCAUUGAAAGAUAUCACAUAAGUCAAUUCCAGAGUUUUGGAAUAAGUGAUGUAGUUAUUAGAGCUAAUGGAACUCGUAAAUUCAAUUUCCAUUAAUUCAUUGAUAAAUGAAAUAAAUAAGACUUAACUACUAGCUCUUUUCCUAACACAAAUCAAAGAGAAUCAAAGUCUAGUAGAAUAAGCUUAUAAUAUAUAUCAGCUCUUGUGCUUCAAUGCUGCCGUUUUGUGUCCGAGUGAUCUUAAAAAAGCAUCCUUAAAUUUCAACUAUUUGAAAUAAUAAUGAGAGUAAUGGUCCUCGUUGGAAUAAUCAGCAGCUGCUCUCCUUCGCUGCACUUUAAAAACAAAAAAAAAAUCUAAUAAAUAAUAAAUUGUUUAUGAUCUGUGCAGUUGAUAGAUUGAUGUCAUUGUAACAUGGUUCAUGAAAUUUAAAUGUUUUAAUGCUCAUCUUCACAUUAAUCUAUUCAGAAUAUUAUUUUUUCUUCUUUAUUUCAAUAAUAAGAUGCAAAAAUAGAACAUAGGUCACUUUGAUAUCUAUGUUGUAAUCUCCAUCUUAAAAGGUUCUUAAAAGCUGAAAGGUCAACAUUGGUCGAGUGUUAGCAUGAUCAUGCUUUCUCAGAAAAACACUUAGUGUUUCUAUAUUCUUUAUUUAAAUUCUAGUUACUGUACUGUCUAGCCAUAACUAUCUAUAUCUGUGCCAAACCACCAUGGUACUAUUUUUUCUAUCCCCUUUGGCAAGCAAAAGAUAUGCCAAUCUAUGUCAUGUCGUACACUUUUGUAGUAUGUACUUUUUAGUAUCGACCUGAUUUGUGUUUACAUGAAUAUUGGUGAUUAAAUUGUUGACUAGCAAGAAUCAUCUGGUCUUUUGUUAGGCUAGGUAGGUAUAACAACAUGGAUGCGAAAAGUAGCCUAGGGUUGUAUAGAAGGACCAUGAGUGCAUACUGAUGAACCUAUAUGAGCAGCGAUUCGCCAUUAGCAAACCAAUCAAAUAUAUGCAUAUGCUGAUAUGUGGUCAAAGGUCAUCUACUUAGCAGAUUACCAGAUAUAUACACAGUAUGUAUGCAUUAUGACAUCUGUUAUUUUGCAUUUGAAUUUGUCCGGUUUGUUGACACAGUGACAGGUCCCAAUGUACUGUAGGAACUUUGGAAUAUUAUACACAAGUAGUGGAUUCUAUACAAAUCUAUAGCAACUAAUAGUGCCAUUGUUAUACAUGUACAAUAAAUGCAUAGUAAUUGAGUCACUCAGCGCCACCAAACAUUACUUCAUGUGAUGGAAUUUGGCGCUAUGUGAGUUAAUUCAAUUGAUUGAUUGAGUAUGGGUGUGUAUCGUGGGAGAAGACAUCUAGAUAGGGGUAUGUUUGUAGGGGUGGGGUAUGUACAGUAUGUAUGUGGGAAGUAUGUAUAUAUUUGAGGUAUGUCUGUAGGUAAAGGGGAGUAUGUGGGGUGUACAGUAUUUGCGAGUGUGUUCAUACUUACCGUAGAUGCUAGAUCCGCAUCUCUUAAGAUUUAUCUAAUUAAUAAACCCACCAUUGGGAAUCGGCAUUGAAUAUCAAACCUAAUGCAUUAUAGUCUUUGGGUAUUGAAACCAAUAUGCUUUUACAUGCAUAAUAGUUACAAUGUACUCAGAUUCUAAGUACACCUUCAUUUUUUUUUUUUCCUUUAGUAAGUGCAAUAUAAUGGACUACUGUAUAUGAUUAAUUUCACUAACACGUUAUUAAUGUUUACAAUAUAAAAAAUGUACCUAUAAAGAUGGUAUUUGUCUUUCUAGUCUUCUGAAAGUAUACAAUACAUUACAGUAACUAAUAAUCCAUGAAAGUCUGCCAUUGCAGCUUCAAUCCCACCCACUUUUAAAAUCCAAUAGGAAUAUUAAAAGCUGUUAUAAUCUAAGCAAUGGAAGUAGUGAUUACUAUUAGGCCUACCUAUACUUACAUUUUAUUCUAUAGUCCAUUAGAUUAUUGUUUUUCUUUCUAUUGUUAUUGUUUUAUUAUUUAUUAUUGUUAUUAUUAUAGAUAUUAUUAUUAUUAUUAUUAUUAUUAUUAUUAUUAU